Coregonus sp. 'balchen' is the source of this 935-nucleotide messenger RNA. Lineage: Eukaryota; Metazoa; Chordata; Actinopteri; Salmoniformes; Salmonidae. The record is from the annotation of a GenBank genome assembly.
AUGUCACAGUUUGACGGUUGGCUCCUCACUGUACUUCUGGUCUCUGUCUGUUCCCUGUUUGAAUCAAAAGGUAACACCUCACAUUGUGGUCAGAGUGGAAAGUGCCCAUUUACUGUACUGUAUUUGCAAUCUUUAAUUAAACCACCUACCUCAAUUCCAGCUUACUAGAUACUUGUUGAGAUAUUUACUUUUGUGAUGGGUGUCAUACACUCACUCUAGUAACUUAAAAUGGAACUCAAUUCUGUGAUAUGAUUAAGCUACACAACGCAAAUCUCUGCUCUUGAGGCCCUUGUCAAUGUCUGGGUUGCAGACAUCAGUAUUGUAUAUGAAUGCCACUUAGCAGACACUUAUUUUCUUCAAAGCAGCUUACAGUACAUAGGCCUACUUUUUUUAGGUGUUGUGAUCACUGCGGGAAUUGAACCCACAACCCUGCCAUUGUUACCGUCAUGCUCUUACCAACUGAGCCACACAGGACUAAAGCAUUGUGCCCGCUCUGGGGUGAAGUUUCCCCUAGGUACAUAUCUAGGAUCAGCUUCCCCUCCCCCAAUCUUAACCUUAACCGAAAAUGCGAAACUGACCCAACAUCAGCGUCUAGGGGCAACUUCACCCUCCUCCGUUGUACCCAGUGUUUCUGGAGCAGAGGGAUGCAGUGCAGCUGCUCCGAGGGGCCCGGCGGCCCAGGGCCAACUUCUUCCUUGAGGAGAUGAUGCCCGGCAACCUGGAGCGGGAGUGCUAUGAGGAGACCUGCUCCCAGGAGGAAGCUGCUGAGAUCUUCCAGACCAAGGAGAAAACGGUACUAGAACAACUCUGGUCCAGGGAAUACGCACUAAUGAACGCUCUGUUUAUACUUUGCAGUUUGCAAUAACAUGUGUCCUAUGUCCAGAUUUUGACCACAUUCUGAUUGUGCCCUCAUCUGGUCACAGAUGGUCCGAUAA